AUGUCCCACGUCCCCGUCGGCGGCGAGGACUUCCCCGUGGACGAAGCCGCGGUGAUGCGAGGUGACGACCAUCGCAUCGCCCCCGCGGUCGAGAACGCCUCCUUGAUGGGCUUCGACGCGACCGCCGCGACCGCGGCGGCGAAGGCGAUGAUCAUAGCGUACCCUGGCAGGGACGACGUCUCGGAGCUCGUCAUCGACCAGCUCCUCGCGGGGUGCGGCGGCGGCGAGCGAUUAUUCAAGCUCCCGAAGGAAGCGCCGAGGGCAUACUUAGACGGCGCGGUGUCGGCGCCGCCGAGGAGGACGCCGGCGCCGGAGGAGGACGCCGUCGCCGGCGGCGGCGGCGGCGGCGCGGGGCUGGUCGAAGACGCCAUCGAUCUCACCGGCGCGUCCCCCCCGGAGGACGGCGCGACGGGCGGAUGGAAACGGCAUAAGACGACCGCGGAGAAGGCGGACGUCAUCACGAUCGACGGCGACGACGUCGGCGCGGGGGUAGACCUAGGCGGCGGCGCGGGCGGCGCGAGCGGCGUCGGCGGGAACUCUCUGAUGGCGCAGCUCGCGAGAGAGCGCAUGCUUCGCGCGUCCGAGCGCGGGGACGCCCCACCGCCGAUCUCAGCGUUCCACGCCACCCCUCGAUCGACCGCGAACGACCACCUCCGCCGCGCGCCGCCGAAGGCGCCGGAGAACAAGCACAACCUCACGGGCGCGGCGGCGAGGGUCGCGUCGCUCGCCGAGGAAUCCGUCGCCGGCGGUACGAGUACGGGCAAACAGUCUAAAUCCGGCGGCGGCGAGCUCGGCAUCCUCGACGCGCUCCUCUCCGGGGUCGCGCCGCUGAGAGACCCCCUGAAAGAGAUCCGACUGCUGACGUACAACGUCUGGUUCGCCGAGCACGUCGCGCUCGUGGACCGCAUGCAAGGCCUCUCCGACGUCGUCUCCGCGCUCGACCCGCACGUGCUGUGCCUCCAAGAGGUGACUCCGAACAUUCUGAUGCUCCUGCACGCGCAGCCGUGGUUCGAGGAGUACAAGGGCACGCCGCCGCCGCCGCAGCAGUACUUCACCUUGGUGCUGUUCAAGCGGAGCCUGGAUAACGUGGACAAGUCCACGAAGAUCGUGCGGAGGGAGUUCAUCACGUCCAAGAUGGGCCGAUACGCGGACGGCGUCGCGGGGAUGUACGUCGGCGGCGAUAAAGAGAUCACCGUCUUCUCCUCGCACCUCGAGUCGUUCAUCAGUAAGCAGCAGACGUCAUCGGACGAGAGAGUGCGGCAGAUGAAGGACGCGCUCAGGGCGCUGGAUGGGCUGACGACGCGCCGGGGCGAAGAGCGGCGGAACCGCGCGUGCGCCAACGCGGUGUUCAUGGGAGACACCAACUGGGACGAAGCCACGGACGGGCCGGUGCCUCUGCCGGAGGGGUGGGCGGACGCGUGGGAGACGCACGGGGACGGCGGACCGGGCUUCACGUACGACCUGAAGAAGAACGCGAUGAUGAGCGGGUACCUACAGAAACGCUUGGACCGCGUGCUGUACAAGCUCGCCGACUUUAGGGUGGCGAAAAUCGAGAUGGUCGGGACGACGCCGGUGACGCGGAAAGACGGCUCCGUCGUCACGCACGUGAACGAGUUUCGAGGGAGAAGAGAGACGAAGCCGGUGCUGCCGAGCGACCACUUCGGUCUGUUCGUCGCGCUGGAACCGAUAGAAGACGCGUAG
Micromonas pusilla CCMP1545 is the source of this 1701-nucleotide messenger RNA. RefSeq lists its product as uncharacterized. Gene Ontology annotation, cellular component: cytoplasm; PML body. The record is from RefSeq and is a predicted model, not a curated record. Lineage: Eukaryota; Viridiplantae; Chlorophyta; Mamiellophyceae; Mamiellales; Mamiellaceae. The transcript has a single exon. Bases 1 to 1701 code for a protein of 566 amino acids. Gene Ontology annotation, biological process: double-strand break repair. Gene Ontology annotation, molecular function: 5'-tyrosyl-DNA phosphodiesterase activity; single-stranded DNA binding.